CCGAGCCAUUGAUCUUGUUCACGGCGGUAAAAGCGCUCAACCACGUUCCAUCAUACAAAUUACACUUGCAUUACUAUCGACAGCAUCAGAAACUCAUGGCGACUGCGAAUCAAAAUGCGCUGCUGGACCAGCUGCAAGCUCAAGUCAAUCUCGUCCUCGAGCAAACUGGAAGAGUAUUUGCCGCCGUCGACCCAAACUCCAAGAAAGCGCCAACAGCUCAAGUCAACAAGCUGAAACAAAUCCUGCCUAAGGCUCAGGCCAAUUUCCAAGAUGCUCUGGACGCGCUGGAAGAGGAACUGCAACUGGCGCAAUUGGUGAUGCGACGCGACCUCGCGCUGCUUCGUGAACGCCAAGGAAUCCCGACAGAGCGCCCGGCCACAUCUGUCCAGCAGCCGGUUCCAGGACCGCACUCUGCCAAUGCACUUGAUCAGCAACAACCGGAAGCAGAGCCUGAGACCGAGAAGACUAUCAACACAGCUCCAGCAGACGAGGACGUGACCAUGGAAGACUCACAGCCAGAACAGCAACGCGCCGAAGCCGAGCCGUCUGGAGCGGAAAUGGAAGUCACAAAGACAGAUCAGAAGACACAGCCCGAAGCCAGUGCUCCCGAGACGACAACGACAUCCGAAGCUCCUACCCAGCCGCCCGCCCCAGUUCCACCUCAAAAUGAUGCCAAGUCAGCAGAAUCCGGCCUUCAAGUCGACACAGCUCCGAGCAAGCCCAGCGGCGAAGAUGAGAAAGUACCCGACACUGCCAAGGAAAGCAUCAACAAUGACCUUGAGUCCUUGUUCGGUGGCGGCGACAAUACCAACGAUGGCGGAAACGAGUUCAGCUUUGAUGAGAACGCCACGGGAGAGAUCGACUUCGGCGAUUUUGGGAAUUUCAACGGCGAGAACGCAGACAACGACAACAUCUCAUCUCUACUCCCAGGCCUCGAGGACUAUGCUAAUACACAAUCCAACAACACUAGUGGCGCAGAGCUGGAUCUCAACUCGUUCUUCACCAACACUAACGAGCAGAACAAUACGACUCGCUCUGCCGGUGGUGACGAAGCACGAGACACCACUUUCGAUGACCUCAUGGACCUCGCCAACUUCGACGGAAACAUGGGCGAUGAUGAGAACAACAACAAUAGCACCGCGGACCUAGAUUUUGAUGCUCUGUUCAACUAAAUGUUUUUUGCAUCUGGAAAGCACAGAACGAACCUCAUGCAAACUCAAGUCCUUUCUUUACAUUUCGAACGGAUCUUCUCUGCUUAUGCUCAAGAUAUAGCUUGUUGCGGCUUCCACACCCUGCUCCUAGCGACUUCCAUCUAGACGAAAGAAACGUAGUCGGCGUCGAAUACCCCUUCGCUCACAUUUUCAAGCCAUGACCUUAAGCAUCAUCGACGAUGCGAAGCGCCUAUUCGGGUGUUAGUUGACGCGUGGCACGGUACGCAACGACACGGACACACCUUCUCGUUGCCGUAAGCUUGUGCAGCUUCGGCUUCGGCACCAGCAUCUCUUUGAUCGACGAUCCGAAG
This is a messenger RNA of Cercospora beticola, 1522 nucleotides long. RefSeq lists its product as uncharacterized. The record is from RefSeq and is a predicted model, not a curated record. Lineage: Eukaryota; Fungi; Ascomycota; Dothideomycetes; Mycosphaerellales; Mycosphaerellaceae.